UCCUUUUCCUCAUUGAGCUAAACAUGGCGAGCAACAGAAUCUUCGGCGCUCUUUCGAGAGUAAAAAACACCGGAUUUCUACUUUCCAGAGGCCAUGUUGCUCAACGAACAAUCAGCCCUGCUGCCGGCUCAGCAUCACUGCACACAAGAUUGGAGGUCAAGAACAAUGUAGCGGUCAUCACGUUAGAUUCGCCAAAUGUCAAGGUGAACUCAUUAAACGAUGAGGUGAUGAAUGAAGUGCACAGCAUCCUGCAGAAAAUCGAGAAUGACCCAAGCGUGCAGGCCGCCGUGCUCAUUUCAGGCAAGCCUGGCUGCUUCAUCGCCGGUGCUGAUAUUAAGAUGUUGCAAAAGUGUAAUACAGUUGAGGAUGCCACGACCGUCUCCAAGAAUGGCCAACGAAUUUUGGCGCAGGUGGAGAACAGCAAGAAGCCGGUUGUUGCUGCAAUUAUGGGAUCCUGCCUUGGAGGAGGCCUCGAGGUUGCCCUUGCUUGUCAUUACCGCAUCGCCGUCAAGGACAAAAAGACCGCUCUUGCUCUUCCAGAAGUGAUGCUCGGUCUUCUACCAGGAGGAGGCGGAACUCAGCGUCUGCCAAAGCUAGUUUCUCUACCCAAAGCAAUGGACAUGGCACUCACAGGCAGGAACCUUAGAGCUGAUGCUGCAAAGAAAUUGGGACUUGUCGACCGUAUUGUUGAGCCUCUUGGUCCUGGACUGAAGGACGGAAAUGAAAGGACAAUGGAGUACUUGGAAGAGGUGGCUGUGAAUGCUGCCAGACAGUUGGCAACUGGAGAGCUUAAAGUAAGCCGCGAAAAAAAGGGCCUUGUUGACAAAGUCCUGAAGUUUGCCCUGAACUACGAAUUUGUCCGUAACCAAAUCUUUGGCAAGGCUAAGGAUGCAGUCAUGAAGCAGACUGGCGGCCUUUACCCAGCACCACUCAAGAUUCUUGAGUGCAUCAGAGCUGGAGUGGAAAAGGGACCUGUUGCUGGCUAUGAAGCCGAAGCCAAGGGUUUUGGUGAAUUAGCAGUCACCCCUGAGUGUAAGGGACUGAUUGGUCUCUUCUACGGCCAAACCGAGUGCAAGAAAAACCGCUUCGGAGCUCACGAGCACCCCAUUAAAACUGUGGCCGUCCUUGGUGCUGGACUCAUGGGUGCCGGGAUUGCCCAUGUGUCUGUUGACAAAGGUUAUGAUGUCCUCUUGAAAGACACCACUCAGGCUGGCUUGGCCAGAGGGCAGAACCAAAUUCAGUCUGGUUACGAUAAAAUGGUCAAGAGGAGGAGGAUUUCUGCGUUCGAGCGAGACCUAAUUUUGAACCACCUGGAGCCAACUCUCAAUUAUGACAACUUCAAGAAGGUCGACAUCGUCAUUGAGGCAGUGUUCGAGGACUUGGCUCUGAAGCACAGAGUAAUCCAAGAAGUUGAGAAGCACAUUCCGGAGCACUGCAUCUUUGCCUCCAACACCAGUGCCCUCCCCAUCACUGACAUUGCCAAGGCUAGCAAGAGGCCAGAAAAGGUCAUUGGCAUGCACUACUUCUCUCCAGUAGACAAGAUGCAACUUCUGGAAAUCAUCACCACCGACAAAACCUCGAAAGACACGACGGCCGCUGCCGUUGCUUGCGGCCUCAAGCAGGGCAAGGUUGUUAUCACAGUCAAGGACGGACCUGGAUUCUACACCACCAGGAUCCUUGCUGCCAUGCUUGCAGAAGCCAUGAGACUGAUGCAGGAGGGUGUUGACCCCAAGGCCCUGGACAAACUGACCAAAACAUAUGGCUUCCCAGUAGGUGGUGCUACCUUGUCUGAUGAGGUUGGCAUCGAUGUUGCCGCUCACAUUGCCGAAUACCUUGGAAAGGCCUUUGGGGAGAGAUUUGCUGGUGGAGACCCCAACGUUCUGAAGGAGAUGGUUGCAAGCGGAUUCCUUGGUCGCAAAAGUGGCAAGGGAUGCUUCAUCUACGAAAAGAACUCUAAGAGCAGGGAAAUUAACACAGAUGCCGUGGCUAUCAUGCAGAAGUACAAAUUGGAGCCCAAGGGAUCAACAGCACCUGAAGACCUGCAGCUCAGGAUGGUCAGCCGAUUUGUCAACGAAGCCAUCAUGUGCCUGCAAGAGGGAAUUUUGGCUAACCCUCUGGAGGGAGACAUUGGCGCCGUCUUUGGACUUGGCUUCCCUCCCUUCACCGGAGGACCCUUCAGGUUUGUCGACCGCUUCGGUGCAGACAAGCUUGCUAGCAAAAUGGAAGAGUACGGCCAGCAUUACGGAAAGCCAUUUGAGCCUUGCCAGCUGCUGAAGGACCACGCCAAGGAUUCCAGCAAGAGGUUCCACAAGUAAACACCUAUGAAUGUUUUAUUUAAAAAAAAAACUAAG
Neocloeon triangulifer is the source of this 2351-nucleotide messenger RNA. It is a transcript of the gene Mtpalpha, whose product is annotated as trifunctional enzyme subunit alpha, mitochondrial. The coding region runs from base 24 to 2315 and encodes 763 amino acids. The transcript is spliced from 11 exons. The record is from RefSeq and is a predicted model, not a curated record. Gene Ontology annotation, cellular component: mitochondrion; mitochondrial fatty acid beta-oxidation multienzyme complex. Gene Ontology annotation, biological process: fatty acid beta-oxidation. Gene Ontology annotation, molecular function: enoyl-CoA hydratase activity; long-chain (3S)-3-hydroxyacyl-CoA dehydrogenase (NAD+) activity; NAD+ binding. NCBI's taxonomy places the organism in Eukaryota, Metazoa, Arthropoda, Insecta, Ephemeroptera, Baetidae.